AUUACGAAAGACGUGUUGAAUUGAAGCUGACGUUCUCGAAGUAAAUAUUGUCAUCCAAUAUUGUAAAGUUUUUGAAGAAAGAGUCAACGUAACAGAGGAAAAAGGUGCAAAAGCAAGUAAACAUCGAAACCGUUUGAUCUUCGUUUUUCUAAGAACUAACAAGAAAAAUGAUCGUGCUGGGAACAAUAACUUCAAUGGACGUAUUUUUUUAUGCGAACGCGUGUUAUGUGUGUCGAGUGUACGGUGAAAAAGUGAACUUGAAAAGAUGCUCGGCGUGUAAAAUGAUAUCUUAUUGCAGUCCAGAACAUCAGAGAUAUCAUUGGGCGCACCACAAGGAAUUCUGUCAAGUUCUGAGUAAUCAUUUGAAGGAGAAAGGUACGCUUUACAGAACAGAUUUGAAUUUGGAAAAUGAAGAGGUUUGGAAAAGCGAGAGGGCGAAAUUAAUAGGUUUCGUGGAAUUUAAAUUGCGUCGUAAGCUCUUGUUUCAUGAGAUGCUGAUGUUACACUUUCCAAGAUCUUGUGAAAUUUGCCACGAAACGAAGCCUCAAAAACUGAGCAAUUGUAAUGUUUGUCCAAGCGCUAGUUUCUGCAACAAACAUCCAAAGGACCACAAACAUUCUGUCCUGUGCAAGAAACUGAAACUAGCAUAUGAAACUGAUAUAACGAGCAGCUUCGCACAUUGUGUUCCCGAAAGUGAUUACAAAAGUAUUCCGCUUAAUAUGAUUCAAGCUAUUAAGCUCUACAAGCCAUCUUCCAACAAUGAGUUUUUCAUCCAACCAGACGAAAAAGUUUGGGCUUGCAGAAUUUCUGAAAUCAUAACAAGGCCUUAUACGGUUUUAUGGUCUAUGGAAAAAUUAUCAUUGCCAAAGUCGCUGAAAAUGACCAUUCACAUUGUCGGUUCAAUGGGUGAUGAUAUAAAUCAAAUUUCCUAUUGGCAACACAUGAUCCGCCACUUGAAUCACCUCGAGGAGCUCAACAUUGUAUUUGUUGGGCUGCAUCCCAAUACAGAUUGUAACAGCGCAAGAACCAUCAGCGAUCGUCAAGUUAACAACAUUCGACUGAAUUUCCAGUUUGUGAGAGAAUCAUAUGCAGAUUUUGCAACAAGUCAAUCUUUCAUGAAGCCGGAUUACGUCGUUGGAUUUCAUUUGGGAACUUUUGAGUUACCUGGUCCGGAAAAUCACAUUUGGACUUCAAAUCUGAAGAUGAUAGGCAAACUCGGCUGUCCUUUUUCCGUCACUUCGGGCCCUGACUGGAAAGUCAACCUCGAACGACAAAGAAUCAAUGAAAUUUUUGGUCGGAGUUUUGCAUUUUAUCAACGCCCAGGCAAGCCCAGGUUCGUGAGAAAUGAUUUUAAAAUCACUUCCGGUUCAAACCGCGUUCCUCUCGUUCCACAAAAACGUGGUACACGAACUCGCCACCAGAGUUGUUGCUGGUUUGUCAAAUGCUGUUGGUUUUUCAAGGUACAUUCUCGUCGAAUCUGUACAAAAUUGACUUGUAUUUAUAACCCGAAAUACGAGUAA
Messenger RNA from Venturia canescens, 1520 nucleotides. RefSeq lists its product as uncharacterized. NCBI's taxonomy places the organism in Eukaryota, Metazoa, Arthropoda, Insecta, Hymenoptera, Ichneumonidae. Bases 168 to 1520 code for a protein of 450 amino acids. The record is from RefSeq and is a predicted model, not a curated record. The transcript is spliced from 2 exons.